Messenger RNA from Paramuricea clavata, 600 nucleotides. The record is from the annotation of a GenBank genome assembly. Lineage: Eukaryota; Metazoa; Cnidaria; Anthozoa; Malacalcyonacea; Plexauridae.
AUGCCAACACAUGAUGAACUCAUCACUGGUCUAAAUGGCGCGACUGUAUUCAGCACCCUAGACCUGACAUCCGGAUACCAUCAACUCGAGCUCGAACCCGAAAGCAGGCGCAUUACAACAUUCUCCACUCAUGUCGGUCUUCGACGAUAUAAAAGACUCAUGUUCGGUAUAAAUGCCGCAUCAGAAAUAUUCCAAAAUUCAAUUGCUGAGCUUUUAACUGGCUUACCGGGAUGCAAGAACAUUUCCGAUGACAUAAUUGUUUACUGUCGUGACGUCAGAGAACACGAUGAAAACCUGAACCGCGUUUUAACCCGUCUGCGAGAACACAAUGCCCGCCUUAACCGAGACAAAUGUGCAUUCUGUAAGUCAGGAGUUAUCUUCUAUGGGCACUCUUUCAGCUCCGAAAGAAUCAAAGCAGCCCCUCAGAAGAUCAAUGCUAUUAAGACCAUGCAACCUCCAGAAAAUCCAAGCGAAGUGAAAUCCAUCCUAGGUAUGGCACAGUACGUUUCACGUUUCAUCCCGAAUUAUACCACCAUUACUGCCCCUUUACGUGCCUUAACCCAUCAGCAUUCCGUGUGGAAAUGGGAGAUAGAAGAAUAA